Molecule: messenger RNA, 1584 nt
Organism: Porites evermanni
Lineage: Eukaryota; Metazoa; Cnidaria; Anthozoa; Scleractinia; Poritidae
Source: the annotation of a GenBank genome assembly
GAUGUAGCUCUUGGGGGAAGAAAACUAAGCGAGGAGGAGGGACAUUUCAACGACAACAGAAAACCCUCAGGGUUUGACACAAAGCAGAUCUUUGUAUCACCGAGUGUUCGAUACUCAGGACACAACUGCUACGCGAAACCCAAAAGGCAACUUGAAACGCUUCAUGUACCUUCCUUAGCCUACGUUCACAAGGCAACUGGACGAAUUUUUGGCUGAAGAAUUUACCGCCACACCUCUUUCGCACGGAACCGCUCAUUAUUUUCGCUCCGAAAAAUUUAAAAAUUUUAAGUCAAGCGAUAUUUUUCAUAUAAUUAGAAACGUCAUUUAAAGGAACUUUAAUUGAUGAUUUUCGCAAAAUAAGAUGAGCCGACGAAGGAACUCGUCGCAGUAGAAAUUGCUUCCUUUUGACAGUUUUUGUUUUGGCAUAAGAAACAAAAUUUUGCGUAGUGCGGCCCACGGCCUUCUGGUGGUCACUCCUCGCCUGUCAAAUUUUGGACCGUACCGUAUAAAAUUUGACCUCGAGUUUAACGUUCAAAUUUUUGAACGGCCAUGCAUCUAAAUCUCUGAACAGUUAAGGUGGUUUCGUGUGAACGAAACUCCUUAAAAGUUCAAAUUUUCAACCUGUUAAAAAUUCUUCCAGUGCCGUAAACGUGGCCAAGGUUUUACAUCUGUGUUAUAUAUGGUAACGGGAUUGAAUUUUCCUGAGUAAUGUGCUCUUGCUUUUAUUAGGGAAUACCCGAGGAAGGCGACGAAAGCGAAAGCGUCGCUGAAAAAGAAAAUUCGCGUUCUUUCAAUCUUCAUUUCGAUGACCCCAAGUCACUGACCUUUAAUUGUCAAAUGUAGGUAAAUCCUACUAAAUUUGAAUUCCAAAGAACCAUAUCCAAGUUCGGAAAGAGAGAGAGAAAUUUCGUCGUCGCUUGUUUACUUCCUUUGUACAACGUGAAGUUGGGCAUUUUCACGUCGUAGUCGUGCAGUGACGGCAGAGAAAUGUACAAAAAAGCGUGAUGCACGUGCAAAAUUGUUGUUUUGGUUACUAAACCCAUUGCUAAAUCUGAACCUUAAUGCGCCACUGCUACGCCAAUCCUUGAAGUAGGAGUAUACUAGCUUAGGUUUGUCACAAUUUAACUGGGAAACAUUCCUUUCUAUAAUACCCGUUUUGCAAAGGAUAUCCCAAGAAGAAGACCCCCAACAUUUCUUAACCCUUGGAAGUAGAAUCGUUAAAUCUUGAUCAUUAAUUAAAGUAGCAACCGGUCUUGAUUUCAAACUAAUACACUAUAAGAACAAUUUGGAGACGAGUAUGACUCAAAUCAAAUAUACCACGUCCCUUGAUGUAGUAACAUGCUUUUUGUAUUGUUCUUGUAAUUCUGCAGUUUUGAGGACCCUCUGACGAAAAAGAAGUUGAACACCAAAACCGUUCUUCAACUGUGUAUCAACCCUGAUAGCUAUCAGGUUGGACCACAGACGAUUGCUGCUACCUCUGAGAUUGAUCCUAAGUUUAGCAACCAGGAGAUUGAGUGGUCUACCAAGCAACGUGGAUCCAUCAUUCUGUAUGGACUUCUGGUUAAACUCGAUGAAACUAAUUGA